AUGCUGAUUGCACAAGAUGAGAUUUUUGGUCCAGUACAGUCCAUCUUAAAAUUUAAGGAUCUACAUGAAGUGGUACGGAGAGCUAAUAGUUCUCGGUAUGGUCUAACUGCUGGAGUAUUUUCGCAGAAUAUUGACACUGCAAACACAUUGGCACGAGCCUUGAGAAUUGGGACGGUAUGGAUUAAUUGUUUUGAUACGUUUGAUGCUACAAUUCCUUUUGGUGGCUAUAAGAUGAGUGGUCAGGGAAGAGAAAAGGGAAAAUACGGUCUCAGGAAUUACUUGCAAGUGAAGGCAGUUGCGACAGCAUUGAAGAAUCCAGCAUGGUUAUAAACAUAAUCCUCUUAAGCAAUUUUUACAAAUAAAACUAAACCAUCAUGAUAUCAAAUUGCUCUAGUUUAUGAUGUUGAUGACGAUAAAUGUUGGUUUUCUUUCAAA
This is a messenger RNA of Solanum stenotomum, 435 nucleotides long. RefSeq names its product benzaldehyde dehydrogenase, mitochondrial-like. Gene Ontology annotation, molecular function: aldehyde dehydrogenase (NAD+) activity. The transcript is spliced from 2 exons. Bases 1 to 330 code for a protein of 109 amino acids. The record is from RefSeq and is a predicted model, not a curated record. Lineage: Eukaryota; Viridiplantae; Streptophyta; Magnoliopsida; Solanales; Solanaceae.